This is a messenger RNA of Tarenaya hassleriana, 1133 nucleotides long. Its product is annotated as histone H1.2-like. Gene Ontology annotation, cellular component: nucleus; nucleosome. Gene Ontology annotation, biological process: nucleosome assembly; chromosome condensation; negative regulation of DNA recombination. The transcript has 2 exons. Bases 320 to 1030 code for a protein of 236 amino acids. The record is from RefSeq and is a predicted model, not a curated record. Gene Ontology annotation, molecular function: nucleosomal DNA binding; structural constituent of chromatin; double-stranded DNA binding. NCBI's taxonomy places the organism in Eukaryota, Viridiplantae, Streptophyta, Magnoliopsida, Brassicales, Cleomaceae.
AAAUGAAUUGAGACUAAAAGCACAACCAAACACAAGCCCUAGCAUGGCAUCCAUAUAUCCACGUCCCAUUUGUCUCAUCAUCACUACGUACCAAGGUUCUGUAUCCCACGCCAUCGAUCCGCGUACUUAUCCUUUUCACCAAUCAGAAUCAAGCUUUUUUGCGCCGUCUCCUUCACGUCCGACUAUUUAAGCCCGAACAUUUCCGUUGCUUCUCAUCUUCUUCCUCCCCGAAUCAGUUUUCCUCCUACAUCUCGCAUUCAGCCUUGGCGGUCGAAGAUUCGGUUCCUAAGUCCUAGAUUUAUUCGAAGCAGUCUUAGUGAUGUCGGCGGAAGAGAACAACGCGACGGCGGUUGUGGAUGCCGGUGGUGCUGACGCGGCGGCGAAGGCCGGGAAAGGGAAGAAAGCCAAGGAGGUUAAAGCGAAGAAGCCGGUGGCGAGGAAGCGGAGUGCUUCGACUCAUCCUUCGUACGAAGAGAUGAUAAAGGAUGCUGUCGUGACGUUGAAGGAGAGAACUGGAUCUAGCCAGUACGCGAUUCAGAAGUUCAUCGAAGAGAAGCACAAGCAGCUUCCUCCCACCUUCAAAAAGCUGUUGCUGCUCAAUCUGAAGAGACUCGUCGCCGCAGGGAGGUUGGUGAUGGUCAAAGCAUCCUUCAAGCUUCCUUCCGGCAAGUCUUCUGCGCCGACGCCAGCGUCAAAUUCUCCGGCGAAGAAGAAGAAGACGACAGCUGGGGUUGUACCCAAGCCGAAGGAAGCUAAGGGGUCUAAGAAAUCGGCUGCGGCUAAACCCAAGGCGGCUGCUGCGAAGAAGCCUAAGCCCAGUGCUAAACCCACAUCGAAGGCGGUGGCUGCUGGAUCUAAGACGAAGAGGGCUGCUUCGUCGAAGCCCAAGUCCGUGGAAAAACCAGCAAAGGCGGCGAGGACAUCGAGCAGAGCGUCUCCGGGAAAGAAGCCGGGGGCUAAGAAGAAAGCUCCGGCAAAGACGGUGAAGUCUCCAGCGAAGAGGGCAUCGGCGAGGAGGACGAAGAAGUGAAGUGGAUAGUGUGAGGGCUUCUCUAGGGUUGUAAUUUGUAAAGCUUUGUACAAUUGAACGAUUCGAUCCUAAGAGGACUUCUCAUUUUUUUUUGUUGGUUUCA